CCCUCCUCCCUACCCCACAUCCCGGCAGCGUGUACUCGGCCGUACCUCCAGACAGCCUUAGGCUGGUGGUACCAGAGGAUGGCGGCGGCGGCGGUGGCUUCGACCGCGCGGUGGGGGCGAGUUCGGGCCGGCGUCAUGGAGGCAGCCAGGCUCCGUUGCCAGCGGGGAGGCUCUCGCCUCGGGCGGCUCUCCGUUCUGCCUUCGGCAGCCGGGGAUGUGGCCCAGUGGCGGCAUGUGGCUCACUUCACCUUUCAUCCGGACCCGGAGAACAGGCAGUAUGGACAAACCCAGAAAAUGAAUCUUUUCCAGUCUAUAACAAGUGCCUUGGAUAAUUCAUUGGCCAAAGAUCCUACUGCAGUAAUUUUUGGUGAAGAUGUUGCUUUUGGAGGAGUCUUCAGAUGUACUGUUGGCUUACGAGACAAAUAUGGUAAAGACAGAGUUUUUAAUACUCCAUUGUGUGAACAAGGAAUUGUUGGAUUUGGUAUUGGAGUUGCAGUUAAUGGAGCUACUGCCAUUGCAGAAAUUCAGUUUGCAGAUUAUAUCUUCCCUGCUUUUGAUCAGAUUGUUAAUGAAGCAGCAAAAUAUCGUUAUCGAUCUGGAGAUCUCUUUAAUUGUGGAGGCCUUACAAUAAGAGCCCCUUGGGGUUGUGUAGGCCAUGGGGCACUUUAUCAUUCUCAGUGUCCUGAGGCCUUUUUUGCUCACUGUCCAGGAAUAAAGAUAGUUGUACCCAGAAGCCCUUUCCAGGCCAAAGGACUGCUUUUGUCAUGCAUAGAAGAUAAAAAUCCUUGUAUAUUUUUUGAACCUAAAAUCCUUUACAGGGCAGCAGUGGAACAAGUGCCUGUGGAGCCAUAUUAUAUCCCAUUGUCCCAAGCUGAAGUGCUACAGGAAGGGAGUGAUGUUACUCUAGUGGCUUGGGGGACUCAGGUUCAUGUGAUCAGAGAAGUAGCAAGCAUGGCUCAAGAAAAAUUGGGAGUUUCUUGUGAAGUAAUUGACUUGAAGACUAUUCUACCUUGGGAUAUAGAUACAGUUUGUAAGUCAGUGGCCAAAACUGGGCGACUCAUGAUCAGUCAUGAGGCUCCCUUGACAGGAGGCUUUGCAUCAGAGAUCAGUUCUACAGUUCAGGUAUA
This is a messenger RNA of Phascolarctos cinereus (koala), 1127 nucleotides long. It is a transcript of the gene BCKDHB, whose product is annotated as branched chain keto acid dehydrogenase E1 subunit beta. NCBI's taxonomy places the organism in Eukaryota, Metazoa, Chordata, Mammalia, Diprotodontia, Phascolarctidae. Gene Ontology annotation, cellular component: oxoglutarate dehydrogenase complex. The record is from RefSeq and is a predicted model, not a curated record. Gene Ontology annotation, biological process: response to nutrient; branched-chain amino acid catabolic process.